Messenger RNA from Anneissia japonica, 1813 nucleotides. RefSeq names its product zinc finger protein 92-like. The record is from RefSeq and is a predicted model, not a curated record. Gene Ontology annotation, molecular function: RNA polymerase II cis-regulatory region sequence-specific DNA binding; DNA-binding transcription factor activity, RNA polymerase II-specific. Gene Ontology annotation, biological process: regulation of transcription by RNA polymerase II. Bases 142 to 816 code for a protein of 224 amino acids. The transcript has a single exon. NCBI's taxonomy places the organism in Eukaryota, Metazoa, Echinodermata, Crinoidea, Comatulida, Comatulidae. Gene Ontology annotation, cellular component: nucleus.
CCGGAGAAACACCAUAUAAAUGUGAACAUUGUGGAAAGAAAUUUAGAGAUAGUAAUACAUUAAAACUACAUUGGAUGAUACAUAUAAGUGAGGCCAUAUGAAUGUACACAUUGUGGAAAGAAGUUUAUAACCAGUUCCCUUAUGAAAAGACAUCUGAAGGUACAUACGGGAGAGACACCAUAUGAAUGUGAACAUUGUGGAAAGAAAUUUAAGGACAGCAGUGGAUUGAGAAAACACUUGAUUAUACAUACAGGAGAGACAUCAUAUAGAUGUGAACAUUGUGGAAAGAAAUGUAGAGAUAGUAGUACAUUGAAACUACAUCAGAUGGUACAUACAGGCGAGAAGCCAUAUGAAUGUACACAUUGUGGAAAGAAGUUUUUAACCAGUUACCUUGUGAGAAGACAUUUGAGGAUACAUACCGAAGAGACACCAUAUGAAUGUGAACAUUGUGGAAAGAAAUUUAGAUGUGGUAGUGGUUUAAAAAAACAUAUGAAGGUACAUAGAGACAAGAAGCCAUAUGAAUGUGAACAUUGUGGAAAGAAACUUAAGAACAGUGCUGUAUUGAAAAAGCACCUAAUGAUACAUACAGGAGAGACACCAUACCAAUGUGAAUAUUGUGGAAAGAAAUUUAGAGGUAUUAGUGACUUGAAAAAACAUUGGCGGGUCCAUACCGGAGAGACGCCUUAUGAAUGUAAACAUUGUGGAAAGAAGUAUAAACACGGUUUUCAGUUGACAGUACAUUUGAGGACACAUACCGGAGAGACACCAUAUCAAUGUGAACAGUGUGGAAAGAAAUUUAAAGAUGGUAGUGAAUGAGAAAACACUUGAAGAUACAUACAGGAGAGGUGCCAUAUGAUUGUGAACAUUGUGGAAAGAAAUGUAAGAACGUAAAUGUUUUAAAAAAACACUUGAAGAUACAUACAUUUGCAUGUACAUACAGGUGAAAAACCUUAUGUAUGAACUGGCAGAAAUUUUAUAACCAGAAAGGAAUUUAGAGAUGGUGGGGUGUUAAAAGGACAUUUAAGAAUACAUACAAGAGAGAUACCGUUUGAAUGUGAACAUUGUGGAAAGCAAUUUAGAGAUAGUGGGGUGUUAAAGUACAUUUAAGAAUACAUACAAGAGAUACACCGUUUGAAUGUGGACAUUGUGGAAAGCAAUUUAGAGAUAGUGGGGUGUUAAAAGUACAUUUAAGAAUACAUACAAGAGAUACACCGUUUGAAUGUGAAUAUUGUGGAAAGCAAUUUAGAGAUAGUGGGGUGUUAAAAGUACAUUUAAGAAUACAUACAAGAGAUACACCGUUUGAAUGUGAACAUUGUGGAAAGCAAUUUAGAGAUAGUGGGGUGUUAAAAGUACAUAAGAAUACAUACAAGAGAUACACCGUUUGAAUGUGAACAUUGUGGAAAGCAAUUUAGAGAUAGUGGGGUGUUAAAAGUACAUUUAAGAAUACAUACAGGUGAGAAACCUUUUGAAUGUACACAUUGUAGAAAGAAGUUUAUAACCAAUUCCAGUAUGAAAAGACAUGUUAAGAUACAUACAAGAGGGUCCAAAUUUUGAUAUGAACUUUUGAACGUGAACAUUGGAAAGCUGUUAACCAAUUCAGACAAAUACAGGAGAGAAACUUUUUUAGAUGACAUGUGAAUUGUGUAAAGAAAUUAUAGAACAAAAAAUAUCUGGUAUCAGAAGAUACAUACAGGAGAUACUCUAUAUAACUUUUGUGAGCAUACUCUUUGUUAGGUACAAAUAAAAAGAAUUUGGAUGUUGACAACGUUGUUGAAAUUAAUAAAAUAAGUAAACAACUAUGUUUGGAAUUUUA